Messenger RNA from Sinocyclocheilus grahami, 493 nucleotides. RefSeq names its product polyphosphoinositide phosphatase-like. The record is from RefSeq and is a predicted model, not a curated record. Bases 191 to 493 code for a protein of 100 amino acids. Lineage: Eukaryota; Metazoa; Chordata; Actinopteri; Cypriniformes; Cyprinidae. The transcript is spliced from 2 exons. Gene Ontology annotation, cellular component: intracellular membrane-bounded organelle. Gene Ontology annotation, biological process: phosphatidylinositol dephosphorylation. Gene Ontology annotation, molecular function: phosphatidylinositol-3,5-bisphosphate 5-phosphatase activity.
UAGAGUUAAAACCUACUUUAAUUAAAUUACAUUUUAUUUUAUUUUCAGAGCUAAAAACAUCCCCCAUAUCUGUGUACUUAGGACCACAUAGUAUGCAAAAACUAGUUUGCCAGAUCACUUGUGCUUGUGUUUUCAGGGCGACGUGGCGAACGAGGUGGAGACGGAGCAGAUCAUCCACGACGCUUCGGUCAUGUCGUUGACGGCGGGCAGUUUCUCCUCCUGUGUUCAGGUCCGAGGCUCGGUUCCUCUGUACUGGUCCCAGGACAUCUCCACCAUGAUGCCCAAACCACCCAUACGCUUGGACCAGGCCGACCCAUACGCUCACGUCGCUGCUCUUCACUUCGAUCAGAUGCUGCAGAGGUUUGGCUCGCCCAUCAUCAUCCUCAACCUCGUCAAGGUGAGAUCCAGUAUUUCCCAUUCCAGAAACUCCACGUCCUCCAUUUCACCCCAAAAUCAGGAGGAAAUUAUACUUUGCAUUAAGAGAAACCACUAA